AGUCAUGUACUUUUGUUAUGCUUUUCUGACAGAGAAGACAUGAGAUUCAGAGAAGUCAAAAAAGUUCUUAAUAAACAUAUUCUAAAUGGUUGCAGGUACCUGAAUAAGGUGGUGAUCCAACAUGUGCGCUCAGGAAGGGCGGACUACUUCAUCUGCAACAAGUGGCUUGCUCUGGAUGAAGAUGAUGGCAGAAUUGAACGCAUGGUCUUUGUAGCCUCCCCAGAGGAGACAGCAGAGCGGUCCAACCUGAUUAGUGAAAGGGCCACAAAGGAUUUCCAUGAUGGCCACUUGUUCUACUCCGUUGCUGGCCGCCCCGCGCGAAGCCCCUUCACACGUUCCCAGCGCCUGGCGUGCUGCAUGUCCACUGUUUACUCCGCCAUGCUAGCCAACAUCAUGUUCUUUGGGCAGGGAGACCAUUUCGACCCCCCAGAGCCCAUCCGGAUCAUGGGAGUGGAGAUAGAGCCUCCAAUCUCCCUACCAGAGAUCAUGAUCGCCAUAGAGAGUGCGGUCAUCGUCUUUCCGAUCAACGCCCUGAUUGUACUGCUCUACAGGAAUGCUGCUCCUAAACCAAGCAGCACUCCAGCAAGAAAGCUUGAUGACAUGAAAGAUGUCAAAACCCAAGACAAUGAAAAAGGAAGAGGAUGCCAUCUGCCUUGGUGGACAGCAACAGUGGCCGGACUGCUGGCGUUUGCCGUCAGCUUUGUGGCUGCGUUCUUCACGGUCCUGUAUACCCUCAGCUUCGGACGUGACAAGGCGCAGGCGUGGUUUACCGCCUUCCUCGCAUCAUUUGUAACAGACAUGAUCCUGAUCCAGCCAUUCAAGGUGCUGGCUAUGGCUGUUGUCCUGGGGCUACUCAUCCGGAAACCUACAACAGAGGACAACCCACCUCCUACAGAACCUACAGCUGAGUUACAGACUGUGGCUGAACAGGUUGUUGCUAAAGAGGCACCUAGAGGCCCCCCUGUUGGUGAAGACCUGGCCAGAGACAGAGCUCACCGUAUCAAGAGGAAGAUGUGGCGUUGUACACUGAAGGAGAUUGUGAUUUACGGCACGUUCCUGUCCGUCCUGAUGGUGAUGUCCUACACCGAGAGGAGCAACUUGGCCUUCCACAUGGACAACUCUGUCAGGAGAGCUCUGGAAGGUGGCAACUUAUUCUCAAAGGUUGGUUAAAGAUUCCUGAUAGAUGAUGGAGUAGAAUUACAUAGAUGACAUUAGAUUUUAUUCUUGAAAUCUGAUGAUAUUCUAUAUUCAUAGUACUCUGUAUGUUAAGUACUAAUUCAUUUCUCUUACCAGCCUGAGGAUUGCCUACCAAAGUGUCAAAACAAAGUGACUUUUAUACAUGUAUUGGGUCAUAUUGCUUUUACUUUCCAGUAUUACGGCAUGGAUAGCAUAAAGGAAGUUAGUAUAUACAGUGUCUUUUUUUACUAAUUGCAGCCAAUGUUACUAAGCUGCCAUUGUUUGAUACCUCUGCCUUGUGCUCAGCCCAGAUACUGGCCACCUGCUGGUAGCCUCUUAUGGCUUUUGAGGCUCUGCUUGGCUAACCAUUUCUGUCUGCUUCCUCUAGUUCUCAUGGUUGUCUGUUCUUGUUCCCUAGAUAUCAGAUCCUGUGUCCUACUGGAUGUGGCUGGAGCAGGACGUCCUGCCUGCUGUUCACUGUCCAGCCUGGUACAACGGGAGGUCAUGUGAGGACAACCUGACUCUACCCGAGCACCUCACCCACGCCAUCUCCCCCUUA
Messenger RNA from Branchiostoma floridae (Florida lancelet), 1735 nucleotides. Its product is annotated as polycystic kidney disease protein 1-like 2. The transcript has 9 exons. Gene Ontology annotation, cellular component: membrane. The coding region runs from base 40 to 1170 and encodes 376 amino acids. Gene Ontology annotation, biological process: detection of mechanical stimulus. Gene Ontology annotation, molecular function: protein binding; calcium channel activity. Lineage: Eukaryota; Metazoa; Chordata; Leptocardii; Amphioxiformes; Branchiostomatidae. The record is from RefSeq and is a predicted model, not a curated record.